CACCUUUAGCCCACAGUCCGGACGACUUUAAUAAUUUCGUUCUACAGCAGCUGCGGUUAGUAGGAUGCUGGUGCAUAUCUCCGACGACUAAGAUUUAUGUUGAUGACGGCCGUUGCGUCGGCAGCCGCCAAGGAGCCCAUGCUCAAAAGGGAAGCAUUGCGCGCCCUUUGGUUGUUGAGUGCCCAGGUGCUUCACUCUUAUCGCUUCUGUGUCGCCAUGGUUGGAGUUCCGGGGCGAUCGAAGGCGUGCCUGACAUGCCGUAAAAGGAAGAAGGGGUGCGACUACCAGCGCCCAGAAUGUACACAAUGUAUGAAAGCCGGUAUUCAAUGCGGCGGGUACGAACGGGAGCGCAUCUUUGUGCAUUCUACUGCUUCAUCCCAGAGGGCCGUGGUUGAGGCCCGCGAAACAAACCCAGCGGCGAGGAAGCUAGACUCCCCGCCGAGCCGGGGCGGUCAGCCGUCGUCUCUCGCGUUGACGCAUCGGCGCCACAGCAAGGACGAGGCCACUGAGAUCACUCUUUCCGGGUCUCUGUCUAGAACCGCCAGCGAGGAGAAGUAUAUCUCCCUCUUUUGGGACUCUUUCUUGCCGAAAAGCCGGGAUCGAUCUGCUUCGAGAGAGUGGGCCAGGUCCUCGCAGCACCUGUUCCGAACAGAACCCGCCUUGAGGUCUGCUGUCCUGGCCGUCAGCCUGGGGAUGCUGGGCGAGAGGGAGAAUUGUAGGUGGAUGAAGGAGAACGGUUUGAAGGCGUAUGGAAGGGCACUCCUAGAAGAGACCGUGGCGCUGAGGUCACCGUCCCGAGUCAAGAGCGACGCAGUCUUGCUUGCAACCAAGUUCAUGACUACUUACGAGAUGUUGUUUGGGGCGAGGACUGGGAAUCUAUUGGAGCUGGCGCAUCGCUGGCGUUCGCACAACCUCGGCUCGUUGGCCAUAAUGGAGACGAGAACACCUUUGAGUGCUAUUGAAGGCCAUGGGCAUCACAUUUUCCUUGACAGUCGGCUAUUCUGGAUAAUCGACGGUCUCAAGCGGCGCAAGCGGACGCCACUCAGCCGCGACGAUUGGAAGACUAUUCCCUGGAGCAAGCAUCCAAAGAGCACAAAGGACUUGCUCCUGGACAUACUGGUUGAGAUUCCUGGGGUCCUUGAGGAUAUCGACAAUUGUGAGGGGCUAGAAAGCCACGAAAGGAAACGAGAGGAGUACCGGCGACUCGUGGCCGUCUCCCUAGGGCUGCACACCGAGCUCGAAAGCUGGUAUGAUGCCAUGCCGCCGGAACGGAGAUACGCGGGCGCCCAUGGUCUCGGAACGGGAGACGAGCAAGUAAUUGAAGAGCUUCCAGAAAUGUACACGAUGCUGCUGUACUGGGCGACCUGCCUUUAUUUGUACAGUGCCAUGCGGGUGCACAGCGAUCGCCGGCCAGCCAGUGUACCACCUUUUCUACCGUACGCGGCCACAGACCUCGGGCAAUACAUAGGCAACAUGAGCCUAGUCUUGCCAUUUUUCUUCGACCCAGACGCUGGCAAAUCCAAUCUCUUGCUCGCAGCAUUCCCACUGGGGACUGCACUGCAGUUCAAGCUCCUUCUCAAAGGACAAGCACGGGCUGGAGACAGCCUACCGGAAGAAGACACUGGCAGGCUGAUGUUGCUUUUCACGAGGCCCGAGUUCAAGCCAGUCAUGGGUUUUCUGAACAGCUUGCAGCGCGAUAAUGCAAUUCGCGGAGAGGAUCCCGCAUCAACAUUUGAGGGCCGGGCGAAGCAGUGGGCUGGGUAUAAACCGCUGGAAAGAGGGUGAGGAAGCGUUGGUUUUGGCCUGAUGGGAGCAAGGAGAGGAGCAGGCCGGGCGUUUUGCAGGUUCACUAGCCAGGGGUGGUCUCCUGGACCCAAGGGAGUUGAACAGACAGCAGGAAUCAGUGAUAAUGACCUGGACGAAUGUUACAAAGAGAAGUAACAGGCAUGUGCCUGAACAUGGGGAUGAUUCUCUAAUAACAAA
Messenger RNA from Diaporthe batatas, 1983 nucleotides. RefSeq lists its product as uncharacterized. The transcript is spliced from 3 exons. NCBI's taxonomy places the organism in Eukaryota, Fungi, Ascomycota, Sordariomycetes, Diaporthales, Diaporthaceae. The record is from RefSeq and is a predicted model, not a curated record. Gene Ontology annotation, biological process: regulation of DNA-templated transcription. The coding region runs from base 97 to 1785 and encodes 562 amino acids. Gene Ontology annotation, molecular function: zinc ion binding; DNA-binding transcription factor activity, RNA polymerase II-specific.